CCGGCCGAAGAUGGCGUCGGUUCGCUGUAGGCGAGAUCCGUGCGGUGUAAUCUGCCUGAUUUUAACUUAUUUCAGCGUGUUUUACGCGGACUAUGUGGUCAUACAGUAUGUUCUCAUCCCCGCCUACCGAGACAGCGUGUGGUGUGUGUUGCACGGUUCGUUGUUCAACCUGGUCCUGCUGCUGCUGCUGGCCUGCCACUCCAAGGCUGUCUUCUCAGACCCUGGUAUGGUGCCUCUGCCGGAAACGGCUAUAGAUUUCUCAGAUCUGCGCUCGCAGUCGUCUCGGAUGAACGAGCGGGGCUGUGAGGGCUGGACGGUGUGCAGCCGCUGUGAGACCUACAGACCUCCCAGAGCGCACCACUGCAGGGUCUGUCAGAGGUGCAUACGCCGCAUGGACCACCACUGUCCUUGGAUCAAUAAUUGUGUCGGGGAGCUAAAUCAGAAAUAUUUUAUCCAGUUUCUCUUCUACACCGGCGUGGCCAGCCUCUACUCCCUGGUGCUGGUGGUGUGGGCGUGGGCGUGGAGGAUACGAAACGAGAGAGGAGGAGAAGCAGAGAAAGAAGGAGAGGAGACGCCCAGCAAACAUCUGAUUGUGGCUCAUUACAUCAUCCUGCUGGUGGAGUCGGUGCUGUUUGGAGUGUUUGUCAUGGUCAUCUUCUACGAUCAGCUGGUCUCCAUCAUCACAGAUGAGACUCCGAUCAAGCAGAUGAAGAACAGGCUGAUGAUCAAGGAGAGAAACUCCUCCUCCUCCUCUUCAUCGUCCUCGUUGCAGCAGCCUCAACACCUCUCACACACCAGAAAGCCCAAGCUGGCUCUGCUGCGGGAGGUUUUUGGAAGAGGUUCGAUAUUCUGCUGGCUCCUCCCCCUCCACUCCAGCCCCCCGUCGAUCGGAGGCAUCACCUACACUGCUCUGCCCGACUAUGACGUCUGAUCUCCCACCUGUGAGCUUUAGAGAGAUUGUGUGUGUUUGUGAGAACGACUUUUCUGCCUAAAGCGGUGUGUGACCGCUGAAACGAGAGGCUCCUUCGUUUGAUGAAUGAGUGAACGAGUGAUGCACUGAUUCUACUCUCCAGGGCUUAGAAACGGACUUUCCUGUGAGGAGGGAAAACCACUGGCCUGUUGUGUUUCGUUACCAGCAACCCUCGGUUAUUUUACUGUUGAUGUCAAAAUGUGUCUUUUUUCGGCUUUUCAAAGGAUAUUUUCCAUUAAUGCAGUUAAAAAAUAAUACAAAGUCUUCUAGAUCUAAGAUCCUGCUAACCAAAACAGACCUUUUUGAAGUGAAAGAGUUAAUCUUGCAGCUAUUCAUUUUAUUUUUGUAGAUUAAGUUCAUAAUCUCACCUCAGUAAACCAUAAUCUAGCUCUAGUUUUUUAUCACUGGUUCAUUUUUUGCUAAAUUUGUUCUAAAACACUAAAACUGUCAUCAUUCUAUGCAAAAAUGUGAUUCUACUUCCAGCUACAACACCAUAGCGCCCUCUGCUGUUGUGUUUUAGUUCUUUGUCCUUUUUCAGGCUCAGUUAGUGGCUUUUUUUCUCUAAACAGGAUCUAAACCAGCACACAUUAAACCUGUGAUCACAUAAAAAUGACAGUAGUGACAUCACACAUUGUUUUAACUUUUUCUAUGGCACCCCCUGCUGUCUGUCCUGUUUAUAAUGGACAAUAGUUUAAAUAAAAAACCUCCAUAUUUCAUGAAUUCAAUGUAAAACAAAUAGCUCAAUAACCAAAAAUAAAUGCUUAUGAACCAAGAUCUCAAAUUGAUCAUAAUCUACAAACUCUAAAUAGAUAACGUUAAUGCUUAAAGGUUUGUUCUGCAACAGUUUAACAAAACAACCACGUUUUUUCAAAAUAAGAGUCCUGUGUUUGUGGUGAAGGGUCAGUUAAGUGGAUUUUUUUAAUAACUUAAAUAAAUCUAUUGUCCAUGACAGCAGUUUACAAAAUCUGAGGGAUAAAGUCAACAAACAAUGACUAAAGGGAGAAAUAACCGAGUGAAAAAAUGUUCUAUUAAAGAGCAAGUCACCCCCAAAUAAACAUUUUUUUGCCGAUAAACUAAAUAAAUGAGUGUCUAAUCGUGCUGCAGACAAGUGUAGUCAAUAAGUUGGCACUUCAGUGCAACUUAGUUAAAAUUUAAAUAUUCUGCCUAAAACUGGCAGUGUUGUGCCGUUGUCAGGUAAAAACUCUGCACUGUAUUUUAAAUUAAAUCAGCCACCGCUAUUGGCUAAGAGGUAUGCUAUGAUGUAAACUGGUACAUUAUGAUGUCACAAUGAUGUUGUGAGCCUGUGUGUGUGUGUAUUUGUUAGCAGCUCCUCCUUCUCGGUCUGCCAGGCAACAGCAUUUGUUGCAUUUUUCAAACAUGAAGUGGGAGUGGAGUUAGACUCUGGUAGGGGUUGACUUGCUCUUUAAAUUUCUUUAAAAAAAAAAAAUUGCCCCAUAGAAUUUCGGACAAUUCACGAUUUCUGUUCAGCGAAACAUUAUUAGAAGUUUAAUCACUGCUGAAGCUCCAAAACAAACAUUUCCUUUAAAAAAGUUUUUACAGAAUUUAUUUCAUUCAACUAAAUAAAAACAUUUAACAAAAACUGUAAAAACACAGUCCACACACACACACACACACACUAUCUGCCCCCCUUUUAGAAAUAGGCAAACAAUAAAACAAAAACACCAAUAAAUAAAUAAAUUUUAACCCCUAGUAAAAAAAACAAGCCGACCUAAGUGUCAGAAACAUCAGUUGGUUCUCUUAAACGACCAGUUUAAGUGAACUCAAAGCUUUAAUAAAACACCUGUGGUGCACUGAGAGUUUACUGUCCCAACUGUAAAACAGGAAGUGGAAUAUUUUUGUCCCAUUUCUAUAUUUCCUUUAGUUCCACAUCCUCCUAACUAAAGUGUGUUACGCUACUGCUAAACACACAGCUGCAGUUAAAAAUGAACCAGGAGGACUGAAAGCAUGGAGGACAAACGUUGUUUACGACCUUUUAAACUUUAUUUUUACUCUUUUGGAUGGAAGUAAUGCUUUAUGACAUUUGUUCUCUCACAUUGUCGUUGUUCUGUUACUGUUUCAGUGAAGGGAUGAGCCUUAGCUUAUUUAUUGUUUGUAAUUAUUUAGUUACAUUAACUAAUGAACCGACGUGUAUGUGAGGGGUGACGCUGCCUUUGUAAACCAGCCUGGCUUUGUUUAGCAUCUUAAAGUUCUUUACACAAAGCCAGGGGCGCUAAUUUAGUAGCUAAGAUGAAGGCGGGCUGUAAAAUGGCCACAAUAAAGCAACCAGAAAGUUUGUACUUUAAUUGUUUACUGAAGAAAGGUUUAUAGCAUAGCAUAGCAUAGUUUAUUUAUAUAGCAUGUUUAAAAUGCAGCAUGGGAGCUGCCCAAAGUGCUGCACAGGCUAAAACAAAACACAACCAUUACAAGGAGCUAAAACAAAGGAUAAAAAUCUCAAUCAAAGGCAGAUAAAACAUGAUGAAUACUAAGAACACAUUAAAACAAUAAUACAAUAAAACUAAAACGAGUCACUGUCUAAAAGCCAAAGUGUAAAAGUGGGUCUUUAAACGAGAUUUAAAAACCGCCAGAGACGGAGCCUGCUGCCACAGGAUAUGACCACAGCUGCCAGGAUUUUUCAUCACUGCAAUGUCUUAUCGAACAAAACAUCAUGCAAACUUCUCUGCUUCUGUUUUUAGGAACUGUUUUUAAAAAACCAAUCAAACAAGAGUUGCGUAACGAGAAACUGACGACAGUCUUGUCUAUAGUUGGGCAAGCUUGUGGUGUUAGACGUGUGUCUAAGCCAUCAUUUGUUUUGUUUUAUUUUAUUAGGUGGCGGCUGUGUCCAAAUUCAGGGACAACGUCCUUGUAAGGACCUGUCCUAGCCGGUCAUGUAGGUCGGGUCCUUCCUCCACCGCUAACAGUCAGUGGCUUUUAAUUUGGACAGUGUAGCUUUGAUAUUCUUUUAUAGUCCCACCCAUACCGCAGCGUUUCUCCUCUUCUAGCAAACAGCAGAAGUUAAGACUUAACCUGAUUACAAAUACUGGACCUGUCGUAUAGGCUGGAGGAUUUAUUUUUAUUAUUUUAGACCAAAUAAUGUUAAAAAUAUAUCCAAACAAAAUAGCCUAAAACACAACCGCUUUAAAUUUUUUCUCCCUCCAGGUAUUAGACUUUCAUUUAUAACUGUAAUACUAUAAGAACAAAACUCUUCAUUUCAGAUGGCAGUAAACCCUGGUGUAGCCUUUGCCAGAAAGGAGACACCAGACCAGUAAACGAGGAAGUAUUAGAGCACCCAUUUUAAGUAUCCUCAGAAUUAGGACGGUCUUGUUGGUUUGCUGUGACGUGGUUGGCCUUAAAUUGCAAACGCAGAAGGAUACAGCCCCCGGAAUUAGAAACGUCAAAUAUCCUAAAUGGUUCAGCAUUUUAAUGAUGAAGAUGUUAGUCAAAUCCUGCUGGUGCUAACAGGAUGGUGGUAAAAAAGAAAAAAUAUGAAUGAAUGAAUAUCUUGUUUGUUUUAAAGGGACAGUGUGCAUUAAUAAACAUUUUCCAAUGUAAAUGUACUGAUUUAUAGCCAAAAGGCUAAUUUUCAUUGGUAGCCCCCGCUGCCUCAAGACGUUAGAUGAAAGAAUAUAAAAAAAAAAGCAACAAAAUAAGUAAAAUAUUACACAGAUGCAUUGUAACUUGCCUUGUUAGUCUAUGGUAUCUUCAGCAUUCCAGUUAGCAUUCCUCGGCUAAGCAUUUCAAGUUAACAUUCCCAAGUAGCUAAAAACACAACCUUUGUAAAUUUUUAAUGACAUAUCUAGUCUUUAACAAAGCAUUUUCUGUUAUAGUUGAUAGUUAAUUUAGAAACAUUUAAUUAGCUUUAUCAAGUUGCAAGCUAGUAGCUAGCACGUCUAAGCUAAUCAUGACUUGCUAGUGUUCAUAAAAACUUCCUUUCAUAUUUAGGGUCCACAACAAGCUUUACAGGCAAGGAUUUGCUUCUUCUUUUGAAUGUUGAAUGAAAAACAGUUGUAGAUUGCUAAAAGACAAUGAAAGAAAUCUGCAAACUUCCGUCAUUGGAGACUUUGAUGUUGUUUAAAACUUUAAAACACUUUAGCAUCAGGCACACAUAUAAGUUAUUACACUAAUGUUACGGUUUAGAAGUAGUGUAUCACUGUUUAUGCCCUUUGUUGUCUGGGUCUUCCUUCAUUGUUACUUUAUUUUCAUGUGUUGGACAAAACUCAGCGUUCUAAAUGGUUUCAGUGUUUAAAUGUAAACAGGGAUUACACAAAGGCAGCCUCACUCCUAGUGUGUGUCUCAAUAUUUAUUUUAUGAUUGUGCUUUAUUGAAUUAUGUGGAUUAUUGAACUUGUAUGAAGUGAUCAGUGAAAAAGUCCAUUAUUUUCUUAAAUCAUGCUUUUCAGGGUCACACAAACAUUUGUCAAGUAUUUGUAUUUAUUCAGCUUCAGUCUCAUAAAAAUGGAUAAAGUUUGGGAAGAAGUUAUGUGAAACACUUAGCUGUUGGAAGGUUUUUGAGUUUGUGUUACAACAAACAAAUCAACUAGUGUUUGUUUUUGAAUGAAAGCAGAUUUUGGUGUGAGUGCUCGUAUAUGAAGGAAAUAAAAGCUGCCUUAUUAAAGAUUUAAAGUGACUACAGAUGAAUGAAGUGCCCAGAGCUUCUCUCCACAGUAGUCCUGACCCAGGGUUGGUUCUGGUUUUCAUUAUGAAGGGAACGCCACGACAUCUCAGAGGUGUUGAUUAUCAUCUAUCUUCUGAGUGAAAGGGGUUGAGGUUUGAAAUGUUUUAAACUGAAACCAUAAACACAAGGUUUAGUUUGACCGUGGAUUUUACGUGAACUGGAACAAGUGUUAGUCCAGAUUUUCUCUGGAUAACCAGCAGAUAACGUUCCUUUAAUAGUUGAACUGCAUCUCAUGGUUUAGGACAUUUCAAACCAAGUCUUUAACUUUUAAACUAGGUGUGCAUGGGUUGUAGGUGUUACAGUGUGUGCAUGUGAGAUUAUCAGGGUGCUGGUUUCUCUGGUUGACUCAGUUGAAUACAUUGGAUCUGUUGUUUAGGGUGCGCUUGUUUUGGUUCAUCCUACUGCUGCAGGCUCCUCCUGACCACUAAUUCCUUAACUCCUAACUGAGGUGAUAACAGAGGUGAGCCAGGACAAGUGUGCUCCAUUAGCUGUGUUAAUAGACAGCAAGAAGGACUGUGUAAAAACAUUUUCUUUUUUUCUGAAGGCCUGAAGCUAACUGUUAGCCAUCAGCCACAUUUAAAAGUAGGGAGCCUAAGUCUCCUCGCUUUCUGAUUGGUUCGUGGGUCCCCGGAAGAACGAAAAUGCAAGUCAAUGACGCUAAAAGAGCAAUUUUAUAAUCCGCUUAGCCUUACGAUAUGAAUCGCACAUAUGUUGUACUACAGAUUAAAUGAAAACUAAUGAUGUGUGUUUCGACCACGCCAGUCGCAUACUUUGAGAUUUAUCAGCUUGUAAAAGUUCGUAAUUAGCAUGACUACAAAUCAAAUCAGACAUCACCACAUAAUCUCCUCUCCCCUGGCGUAGCUGCUACUCACCACAUGGUCAAAUAUAUGGUGGUUCUUUUCUCCAUGUGUGGUUCGGUGACGUCACUUUGGUGAAGCGCAUUUGUAGUCCUGGACUUAUUUUCACACAAAACCUAAAAUAACGUUUUCCCCUGUUGGAAAAUAAGCACUUUCUUGGUAUCAAAAUGCAUCUUUAAAAUUCACGGACAUCAUAUGUGGAAUCCAUGGCCCACAAACGAGCCUGAUUAGAAAAUAGCGUUUUAGCCCCAUUGACUUGCAUUCAUUUUUUUGUUCUUCUAGGGACCCAUGGUCCAGAAGUAGAUGAACGUGACUUAGGCUCUCUUUUGAUUACCUUUUCAUGUUUAGUCUCCUUGUGAAUCAUGGUCAUAAUUUAAUGGAAAAUGUUCAACAAAAAAACAUUUUUAAAAAGCAUUGUACCUGGGAAAAGCCAGGUCGUGUACUAUCGGUUUGUAAACCACUGCUGUGACAUUUUAGUUAAUAUUUUUGAUGUUUUGUUGUUGGCUGGUUGGCUCAGACAUUUACUUUCACAGCCUGCAGAUAAAACCCAACAGUUAGUUUGGUAUCAUGUGGUUUCACGAUGAACAUGUUUACAGAUUAAUGAUGUAUUUAUUUAUUACAUGACCUGUGUUCUUCUUGAUAUGCUGCUCUGACUCGUUAAAAGUAAACCGAUGUCUUUUAAACCA
Messenger RNA from Nothobranchius furzeri (turquoise killifish), 7184 nucleotides. Its product is annotated as zf-DHHC domain-containing protein. The record is from RefSeq and is a predicted model, not a curated record. Lineage: Eukaryota; Metazoa; Chordata; Actinopteri; Cyprinodontiformes; Nothobranchiidae. Gene Ontology annotation, molecular function: palmitoyltransferase activity.